AUGCUGGCGAUUCCCAAAGCAAAUGAAAAGCUCGCGGAACUUGGUGACAACGACAGGCCCCAGAGGACGGACUCUCGCGUGCCAGGAUUGCAAUUGGAUUAUCCUACUCACCCAUUUCCCCCGGAUCUUUGUCACGACAUCUCCAACCUCCCAGAAGGGUUCAGAGAACUGGCUUUGUCCCUUCGUCUAAGCAGGGAGGUGAUUCGACUGGUCAUCGCCGCUAGUCGUCAAGCCUUCCCUGAAGCGUGGGAGGUUCAUCAGUCGCGGCCUUGGAUCUGCUGUCCGUCGAUGGUACUGAUGUACUCGAGAAAAUACCUUGGGCAGUCGAGCCGCGUGACGGAGCGCCUUGUCAGCCUGAGCGUGCUGAUAAGCUGCAUGCGCUCCGUGUCGUUUGCAUUCGGGGCCGAAGAACUCCCUCUGCUGGAGCAGCUCGCGUCUCUCGCAGCGCAGCGCGGCUUCGAAGAAUCCAGCACGGACCAGGACCAUCAUUAUGUGUGGACGGUGAUUAUGACGGCCGAAGCAUGCCGACGAGGGUCGCUUUCCAGCGUGGCGGACCAACUCGUGUGUGAUCUCCUGGAGUCCAAGGCGAGGAAUGACAUGACGGCGCCUGGUCUCCUCGGCAACUGGACCAGGUUGGAGGGGGUCCUGAAGCGGUAUCUCUGGAGGCAGGACCUGUUGGACGAGUGGAGGAAUGUUUGGGUGACGACGCUGGGCAACCCGCCCCCGGGAGAACGAGGCAAAUCGUGA
Molecule: messenger RNA, 747 nt
Organism: Cladophialophora psammophila CBS 110553
Lineage: Eukaryota; Fungi; Ascomycota; Eurotiomycetes; Chaetothyriales; Herpotrichiellaceae
Exons: 1
Coding region: 1-747 (248 amino acids)
Source: RefSeq, a predicted model, not a curated record